GUGUGUACGACAUCGCUUGACAGCCCUAAUCACAGAUAAAUCAAUAGCUCAGUGCCGAUUCGAUUUGUUUACAAAAUGUUGUAACUCAUAUUUAUUCGAAAAUCUAGACAAAUUUAUAUCAGUAUGCUUAAAAUAACUAGUCAAACAUGUGCAAUAGUGCUGCUGUUGCACUUUGGCCAUACCCUAGCGUCCAAUGGAGAUCGCACACAAUUCUUUCACAACUGCCGACAAAACUGCGAACGCACAAAUUGCUCAGCUGAUGGCUUGGAAAUACAGGAGCAGGCUAUCAAUUUCUAUGGACAAACAGUCUUUGACCGCAUCUUUGGCUGGAGCUGUUCAGAUGAGUGUACCUACGGCUGCAUGUGGCGCACAGUAUUUGCGUUUAUGGAGCGCGGCUGGCCCAUACCACAAUUCUACGGAAAAUGGCCAUUUUUGCGUCUACUCGGCAUGCAGGAGCCCGCAUCCGUUAUCUUCUCCGUCAUGAACUUUAUCAUGCACUUACGUUUGUUGCGCAAAUUCCGCCGACAAGUGCGUCCUGACAGUCCCUGCUACAAGCUGGCGCAUAUUUUUGGCUUGACCUGCUUAAAUGGUUGGGUGUGGUCAUCUAUAUUCCAUACAAGAGAUUUUCCGCUUACGGAGCUGCUGGACUAUGCAUUUGCGUAUUCCAUUGUGCUUUGCAGUCUUUAUUGCAUGAUAAUGCGUAUGCUGCAUCGCUACUCAUUGUUUCUGCGCGGUGUUAUUACGUUGGCAUUUAUUUCAUAUUACAUCAACUACUUUGCCUAUUUAAGCGUAGGCAAAUUCAACUAUUCUUUCAACAUGAAAGUUAAUAUUGCCACGGGGACAUUGGCAGCUCUAGGUUGGUUUAUAUGGUGUCAUCGGGUGCGGCUACGUCGCCCAUACUUUAGGCGUAUACUGCGCUUUUAUGUGCUGUUUGCGAUGGCCAUGAGUCUGGAACUUCUUGAUUUUCCGCCUAUACUCUGGAUACUGGAUGCACAUUCCUUGUGGCAUUUGGCUACGGUGCCUUUGGUCUCACUUUACUAUGAUUUCAUGAUAGAGGAUUGCAAGACAUUGCGCCUCGAAAAGAUGACAGCAGAUGGCUAUGGCUAUUUCGACAAAGAUAUUUAGAGAUACAGCUAAUUUUAAUCGUUAUUAUCGCAAUUUUAUUACACUUACUUCGCUGUACAUAUAAUUAAAACAUAUUUAUAUUAUA
This is a messenger RNA of Drosophila busckii, 1210 nucleotides long. RefSeq names its product post-GPI attachment to proteins factor 3 (gene PGAP3). Bases 124 to 1125 code for a protein of 333 amino acids. Gene Ontology annotation, molecular function: hydrolase activity, acting on ester bonds. Gene Ontology annotation, biological process: GPI anchor biosynthetic process. Lineage: Eukaryota; Metazoa; Arthropoda; Insecta; Diptera; Drosophilidae. Gene Ontology annotation, cellular component: endoplasmic reticulum membrane. The transcript has 4 exons. The record is from RefSeq and is a predicted model, not a curated record.